GCGGGUUUUUUAUUUUUUGGUCAAAGACUUCAUCUAUAUUGACCAUGGUUUGGCUGAGGUGGAACACAACAAGGAGGGGUAGGAACGUAAAUGCAGAAAGCAUGAUUUGACACCCAUUUUCCCAAACCUCUUCGCCCGCCACUGCAUUUCCUCCUCCUCCGCCGCAGUUGGCUCCGUCGAUGCCGCCACCGCCACCGCCAGCUCAAAAGCUCUGUGCUUAGACCUUUCAAUUUAACAACUUGGAGUUUGACGGUUUCGAAAAUUGGUAUCUCAGGCGCCUCUGGAAAUUGAGCUAGACCACGAAGUUGGGGCUUGAAGGUUGCAUACAUUCAAGAAGUUGGGAAGACCAGGUUUUUUAAACUCGUAGAGGUAGAGGUUUGGGAGUUUAAGGAUUCUGCUCCAAGAUUUCAUGCAAAAACUGUAGGCCUCAUUGUUUUUGUUGCUGUUCCUCUGUUUGUUGCUUUGUAUUGUUUCAAUCUCUUAUUUUUAUUCAGAUUUGAGGAACAGUCUGCUGUCGUGUAACAGUUUCAGAUUCAGAACUAAUGAGAGCUUAAUUGCAAUGAAGGAUAUGUAGAUGGACUUGAAUCUGCGUGUCAGCUGGGUGUUCUAAGUAUUUAGAGGAGCUAAAAAUUUCGCCUUUCUGUCAUGUUUCUUAAUUCCUGCAGUUUACUGUUUAUGGAAUGUGCUGGGUGGGGAUUAGGGUGACUGUUUUGAGCAAGAAGCUUGAUUUGCUGCUGUGACUAAACGUUAAGAACUGCUUUGCUUAUUUUGACCCCUGCAGUACUCAGAUCAAACUGACUAAUUGUCCAACUGUCUCUGAAACUAUGCUGCACAGUAAAGGCCCAAAUCCAACGUGGGUUCAGCUCUAGAUAGAGCCCUUGACUAUCGUGCCAGUCGACUACCUAGUCUUGAGAAAGGCCACCAUGUUAAAAUAAUCCAGAUUCUCAAAUUAAAACCUACCGGUCGUUGAUACGGCAUUUUGCAGCUUGCUCAGGUAUGGAUCAUCUUGGAGGCUGGGUUGAUAAGUCUUUGUACUUGUGCUUUGAGGAGCCAAGGCCAGACGAUUCACGGCGUUUGGUGAUGAGAGGAUGUGGACUUGAGGAGCUAAUUUUCAGACAUGGACGGAGACUUACCGUGGGCGAUGUUCCUGGGCGGUACCGGCGGGAAAAUGUCGACGCUAUGCGAGCCGCUCCUAUAGCUAAGUUGGAGCUGUUCGCGACCCGUGAUAACUCCCCCGUAGCUCCGGGAUGCUUCACAUUCGGGUCCAAGAUUGUGUUUGUAGGCCGCCACGAGACGCUGGUCUUUGAGACUGACUCGGACGUGGACCCGAACCCGGAGUUAGUGCCCAGCAACAUUGUGUUGCCAUUCCAGCACCACAACCCUUUCCCGAUCCUGGUCAGGCAGAGGGGAAUCCGCACCUUGCUUGCUUUGGCAAGCAACAUUGAGGCCCAGACUUUCUUCGAGCAGCUGUCGCUACCGGCGGAUCCUCAGGAUCCGUGGACUCCCCUACCAGAGCCUCUCUUGGGGGCCCACCUGGGUCGAUUCGCAUGCGUUUUUGCGGACACGAAGAUAUUGGUCUCGGGGUUGCUCGACGGAAUCUACAUGUUCGAUGCGCGCGUGCCAGAGCGAGGGUGGAGACCACGUAGUCAGAGCUUGGGGCUGCAACACUUACCUUGGGACAAGAGAGCACUCGUGUAUGGCUUCAAUGGAGACUUUAUUGUGAUUGCCUACUCCUCAAAUCGUCCAUGGAUGCUAUCUGCGUAUUUCAUGGCCUAUAACUGUGACUAUCUUCACCUCAUGUUGGAUCCUAUGCCCAUUAUGCCGCCACAUCUCCAUCCACCCCCAACCAACUGGGCCUUUGCUCCCGUAGAGGACAGGAAGUUUACCCUCGUAAUGACCAACCACCAUGAUUUUUUUACAUAUGUCACUGUGUGGACAUAUGAGAUACUUAUGGGAGAGGGUUUUGAAAUUGUCUUACUUGGGACCAGGCACUUCACAGUGGCACCGGCUGAGGGUAAUGGAAAUCCACACCUGCUCGGGGCAUUUGUGCUUUGAUCCUCCCUGCAUGGAUUUCAACUCUGCAUUUUGCGCAUGGAAACUUGGCAACCAUCGAUACACAUGAGCAGAUCAAGGGGAAGACCAGACAGGCUGUUUGGACACCACCUCCAUCUCAAUGGUUGAAGCUCGACUCUGAUGGAGCUUGUGAUGUCAUUCCCUUAAAAAAAAAAAAAAAUUGAUAGUUCAUCUCAAUAUUGUAAUGAAAAACAUCCUCAUCAAAUUAAUUGUAGACGAUAAAAAGACCAGUCGAAUGUUUCGUGAUCAACAUGUUAGUGACGGAGAAGUAUCAAACGAUCACAUGAUAUCGUCCCGGAUUGGAAUUUGGAGCCAUACAUUUUGCAUUUGAUGUGAGGUGUGAACGCAUUUCUGUUAGUAAAUCCAAGGUCCGCAUCUCUCCAAGUUCAGAUUACCUUUGAAA
Molecule: messenger RNA, 2476 nt
Organism: Rosa rugosa (rugosa rose)
Lineage: Eukaryota; Viridiplantae; Streptophyta; Magnoliopsida; Rosales; Rosaceae
Exons: 12
Coding region: 997-2055 (352 amino acids)
Source: RefSeq, a predicted model, not a curated record